Molecule: messenger RNA, 2676 nt
Organism: Alligator sinensis (Chinese alligator)
Lineage: Eukaryota; Metazoa; Chordata; Crocodylia; Alligatoridae
Gene: ANO10
Product: anoctamin 10
Exons: 14
Coding region: 342-2318 (658 amino acids)
Biological process (GO): chloride transmembrane transport
Cellular component (GO): plasma membrane
Molecular function (GO): chloride channel activity
Source: RefSeq, a predicted model, not a curated record
UGCCCCCCACGCGAGGCACGAACCCCCUAACUGACUCCAGUGGAGGCGGGCCCAAGCCCGAGGGGGCGGGGCCAAGCGCUGAAAGCUGCCUGGAGUCGCUCCAGCCCGCCCCUGCCCCCUUGGUGCGUGUGGCCCCGCCCCCCGCCGCAACGCAGCCUCCUUGCAUCGCCCCGGUCCACCUCUGCCCUCGCUCCCGCUCCCGCUUCGGCUCCACCCGCCCUUCCCUGCGGACGUGGAGUCGGGCCGCGGCGGGGAAACUGGGAGAAGUUGUCAUGUGAAUACAGGACGUUGGGUGAUUGGCUCGUUCAGUGAAGGGUUCCUGCACAGCCAGUUGUUCAAAGAUGAAGGAAAGCUGGUCUGCAUUUGAUACUUUUGAGCCUCAUUUCAGGCCUUUAGUAGUAAUUGAGCUAGCAAAAGAUACCAAAGAAGAAACCAAAGAAUGGCUCACUCAAAGAAUUGAGGACAAAAAGAAAAAUGGAGGUGCCCAGCUGUUGGUUAAACCAUUGGCAAAAGAAGAUGGAGGAAAAAUAGAUGGAAAUGAAAAUAUCUAUCUUGUUGGAGCCUCUUACUUAAGGCUGCUGCUGGGAGCUGAAACUGUGGGACUGGUUAAAGAGUGUAAUGAUAACUCAAUGAGAACCUUUACAUAUAGCAGUAGGAAAACUUUCAAAGAUUUUGCAGAGGACAAUCACAAUUUCCUUACAAUGUCAGAGUGUCAGUACAUAAUCAAGCAUGAACUUGAAAAUUUGAGAGCCAAAGAUGAAAAAAUGAUCCCUGGUUAUCCUCAGGCAAAGCUAUAUCCAGGAAAAUCAAUUGUGAGAAGAUUGUUGACCAAUGGCAUCCUAAUUCAAUUUUUUCCACUUCAUGAUAAAGAAGAAUUGAAGAAGCUCCGGCACAUUUGGUAUAGCCGAGUCAAAAUUAGUUUUCAGCCAUUAGAUGAAAUACGCUGCUACUUUGGUGAAACAAUUGCUCUCUAUUUUGGUUUCUUAGAGUAUUUCACAUUUGCUUUGGUUCCUAUGGCUCUCAUUGGGAUUCCUUAUUAUGUGUUUGCAUGGGAAGACUAUGAUAAGUACGUGAUGUUUGCCUCAUUCAAUCUGCUUUGGUCUACGGUGAUUCUUGAAGUUUGGAAGCGCUGCUGUGCCAGAAUGACAUAUAGAUGGGGAACACUGUUGAUGAAACGGCAGUUUGAGGAACCAAGGCCAGGAUUCCAUGGGGUCCUGGGUAUCAAUCCUGUCACUGGCAAGGAAGAGCCAGUAUACUCAAGUAUUAAAAGGCAGCUACGAAUUUAUCUGGUGUCUUUGCCAUUUGUGUGCCUUUGCCUCUACCUCUCACUCUAUGUCAUGAUGAUUUACUUUGAUAUGGAACAAUUGGCACUGGAUUAUCAUGAGGAGAAUGAGACUUCCUUUAGCAACUUAAUGCUUUUUGUGCCUAGCAUCAUCUAUGCAGUUGUGAUUGAAAUUAUGAACCGCAUCUAUCGGUACGCUGCUGAAUUCUUAACCUCAUGGGAGAAUCACAGAUUGGAAUCCUCUCAUCAGAAUCAUUUAAUUCUGAAAGUCCUUGUGUUCAACUUCUUAAACUGCUUUGCCUCCCUCUUCUACAUUGCUUUUGUCCUUUUUGAUAUGAAACUUCUGCGACAGAGCUUGGCCACUCUGCUAAUAACAUCACAGAUCCUUAAUCAAUUUGCAGAAGCCCUAUUUCCUUACUGGCUCCAAAAGAGACAUAAUAAGAAGAUAAAGAAAAGGAUGUGUGCCUCAAAAAUGGAUUCUGACCUUUCAUUAUUUGAGCAAAUCAAUAUGGAAAAAGAAAUGGGAACUUAUUUGGGUACCUUUGAUGAUUACUUGGAGUUGUUCUUGCAGUUUGGCUAUGUGAGCCUUUUCUCAUGUGUUUACCCAUUAGCAGCUGUGUUUGCAGUGUUAAACAACAUCACAGAGACUUAUUCCGAUGCCUUAAAAAUGUGCAAAAUCUUCAAACGUCCAUUUUCAGAACCUACAGCAAAUAUUGGUGUCUGGCAGUUGGCUUUUGAAACCAUGAGUGUAAUAUCUGUGGUUACUAAUUGUGCACUGAUUGGAAUGUCUUCGCAAGUAAAUGCCAUUUUCCCAGAGUCAAAAACGGACCUCAUUUUGAUUGUGGUAUUGGUGGAGCAUAUUCUAUUAGCGAUGAAGUUUGUCAUGGCAUUCUUAAUACCUGAUAAACCACGAGAUAUCCAGAUAAAAUUGGCCAGGUUGGAAUUUGAAUCUCUAGAGGCUCUCAAACGACAGCAAAUAAAACUUGCAGCUGAGUCACUGAAGGACGAAACACAUGAAGGAAAGAAAAGGAUUUAAGAAUUAACAUGUGGAUAGAUGCACUUCUACGUUUGUAUGAUGACCUGAUCUAGAAACUCAUGGUAUUUGCACUCCACAACAUAUUACUCAGUGGAUAAUGUCAAUUAUUUGUACUCAGGCAUCACCACUAAACACUUAAAACUAUGAAAAAUCAUUUUCCUCCUUUCCUUUCCUCUUUGCUUUUUUUCCAGAAUGUCAACAGAUGUCUAGUGACACAGGAUAUAGAUCAUCACUCCAGCUUAUGUUAGGUCUCGUUGCAAUGCCUUAAUCAUUUGUGCAGUAUGAAAUAGAUUUUUAGAGUAAGCAUCCUGGACUCUAGUCUUAACUCUGAUCUUGAAUUACAACUCUUUAAAAAAAA